GUCAACGGCCAGCUUGCAAAGCCGGGCCACAAAGGCGGCCUGAUAACGGUGCCAGACCCAGCUUCCCUCGUCGUCGCCAUUGCGGGCGCCAUCACGAGCGCCCUCGCCGCCGCGGCACCACUGCUGGCGACGCUGCCAGCCCUGCCGGGCCUGCCAGCCCUGUCAGCUUUAACUCUUUAG
Messenger RNA from Monoraphidium neglectum, 180 nucleotides. RefSeq lists its product as hypothetical. The annotation marks the transcript as partial. The record is from RefSeq and is a predicted model, not a curated record. NCBI's taxonomy places the organism in Eukaryota, Viridiplantae, Chlorophyta, Chlorophyceae, Sphaeropleales, Selenastraceae. The transcript has a single exon.